Macrobrachium nipponense is the source of this 1206-nucleotide messenger RNA. It is a transcript of the gene bisc, whose product is annotated as TM2 domain-containing protein CG10795-like. Lineage: Eukaryota; Metazoa; Arthropoda; Malacostraca; Decapoda; Palaemonidae. The transcript has 3 exons. The record is from RefSeq and is a predicted model, not a curated record. Bases 239 to 853 code for a protein of 204 amino acids.
GUUAUUAUAGGCAACGAACGUAACCACUUGAUGUUUACGUUGUUGGUCCGAUCAGCUGGUUGGUUAAAUGACGUUAAACUUGGGGAAAAUAUCGACACAUUAGGUGGAAGUUAAAACUCUGGAAAAACCAGUCCCUUUCCAGUAAAGGGUUCCAUUGGUCAUCCUUCAUGAAGUCGGUACUAUGAUAAGUAGAUUGUAUGGAGGAAGCUUAUAAUUGCUGCAUCAGCUAUUUUGAGCAAUGGGAAAUCUUCUAAGAGCAACAGUUCAAAAUGGAGUGCGGUCACUCUGCUGGCACCUCCUAGUAAUGUUGACAGUAAUAGGACUUCUUUUUAUUUUGGGAGUAGGAGCAGAAUACUCUACAAACUGUUCUUCACUGUUGCCAGGGCAGUAUCUUUGUAUUGACCGUAAUAUUGAUCCUCAUACCCAGCAACCUCGUGGAUGUACUAAAGAAGGUCGAGCUACAGUAGUCUGUACCUCUGCUCCAGGUAUAAUUUGUUCAGAAACCAAUAACAACACCUUCAAAAAGGAAAUUCCUUGCAAGUAUACAAAUGGAUACUCUUAUGAGACUGCAUUACUUUUGUCAGUCUUUCUCGGAAUGUUUGGUGUUGAUCGUAUUUACCUUGGCUAUUAUGCCAUUGGACUUGCAAAGUUCUGCACCCUGGGGUUUUUGUUUCUUGGACAGCUAAUUGAUAUCAUUCUUAUUGCAACACAAACUGUGGGACCUGCCGAUGGUUCCUAUUAUGUUAUAAGUUACUUUGGUGCAGGCAUUGAGGUCAUUCAUAUGGAUAACAUGACUUUCCGUAAGCCCCAGGAUGACUGGGAGCUUUCAGGUGAUGCAUUAAAGGAUUUAUGAAUUCUUUAUCUACCAAAAAUGAUACAGUUCCGUAACAUGUGUUAUUUCAAGUUGAAUAUUAUGUCAUAGUCAGUUGUAACAUUUGAACAGUUUUCUACUGUAUAGUUUUAUAUAUAUGUACAGCUGUUAGGCAUUGUACAGCAGUUUGUAAAUAAACAAACUUUUCUGUGUUCUAAAUAGUAGAUAAGCCAUACGUAUUUGAAAGAUUUACAGUGGAGAGUUCCAGUGAACAAGUUCUUUUCCAAGCAACCAGCUGGUUGUGUAUUCAGUCUGUGAUACAGAAGGACAUUUGAUGCAAUUUCUUAAGUACAUGUAGAUGUAAAAUUACUUUGUAUUAAAUGCCCUGAAUAGUG